AUUUGUCAAAUAUGUUUAAGCGAAUGCACAGUUAGUUCGUUUAUACCUUGCAAUCACAGCGCGUGUAAUUCAUGUGUUGAAGAUAUAAAACGCCUUGGUAUGAAAUGUCCUUUUUGUAGCCUCGAAAUUGAUAAUAUUAUAAAUUUAAAACUCUGUCAAAAUUGUCUACAGUAUCCAUCCAUGAAUUUCUUUGAAUCCUGUGAUCACUAUUUAUGUCCAUCCUGCAUUGAUUAUGCAAUAACGAAUAAUGCAGAAAAAUGUCUAAUUUGCCAAGAAGAAUUCAUGAUCAUAGAGUCAAGAAAUUUAAAAAAAAUAUGCCUUUAAAAAAUUCUGUAAGCUGUUUACAGUUUUUGGCAUUACAAAAAGUAUGCAAUUAUGUAUUAGAUGUUGCUUUGGAAAUGAAAAAAGAUUCGAUUGGUUCACGUGAAUAUUUUAUUAGAAGUACACAUGCUUGGGCAAGAACAAACAUCAUAAGCUGCACUAAAGAAAAAUUAGAUAAAGGGGAGGCAGAUAAGCAUAUUUGGAAUGAGCUCAAUGGAGUAAUUGAUACAAAUCCAAUUUUAAAAAUAAUGAAUGCUCAAUUUAAUCGUUGGUUGAUCAUUCUUAAUGCAAUGUUGGAUGUUGGAGUUACACGAUUACCGUCAUUGUAUUUUUAUAGUGGUAUGGAAGCAGAAUUUCAUGACUUUGUUUUGAUUUUGAAUAGAUGUAACACUCAUCUUAAAGAAUUGUCAUUAACUUUUCAAAUGUCAAGCAAAAAUGAUUAUACACCUAUAGUCUACAACUCUAUGUUUAAAUUACAAAAUUCAUUAAAAGAUGGCCUUGCUUCUAAACUAGUUUUUUUGAAACUUGGUGCCAUUUGUGAUAAUGCUAUUUUACAAACUAUUGGUGAAAAUGCAAUCUGUCUCAAACACCUAGAUAUUUCAGGAUCAUGGAAUGUAGAUGAAAUAGGAAUCAAGCAUUUAUUGUUCAAAAAAGAUGUCUCGGUUGAAACUAAUAAUGUGUCCAAUGAUAAACUUUGUCAACAACUGGGAAAAUUGUAUGAAAAUAAAAGAGCACUUAAUAAAUGUUGUUUUACUUUAGAAGAAUUGCGUAUUCAAGACACAAACACUGAAGAUGCUAGUUUAUUAAUGAUUCUAGCUUGUGUAAAAAGCUUAAGAGCUUUAGGAGGUUUUCUUUACUUUAGAAAUAUUGGUGAUGCUAUAGUGACUUUGUGGGAAAAUUCUCCUAAAGUUAGAGAGUUUCAAUUAACUGAGUUAUAUGACAUGCAGUUGACUGGAAAAAAAAUAGCAGUUUUAAAAGAGUGUCUACCUUAUUUAAAAAAGUUGUACACCCGUUUAUCUUGUGUUUGUUCUCCUCAGGAUUUUGCUGACCCCGAACAAGGGUCAAUGUUUUGGGGACGUGUUCAAACACUUACAAUUGAUCUCGAUUAUAUGAUGAAUUUUCAUUUUAUUAACUUUAUUUAUAAUUAUGGCUGUAAUUUAUCUGAGCUAACUAUUCUAGAUCAGGAAGCAGAUAUUGAUGUAGCUAAAGUAUUAAGCAGUUGUCCUAAUUUAUUAUUUCUUAAAGGAUAUUUACAUACUUUUGAAACUCCUGUAGGAAAAUUCAUUAAGCUUAAGUCAUUUGAAUUGCAUAUGCCUACUGUAGAAACAAUAAAUUGGUUCUUUGAAAACUGUCCUUGUUUAGAAGAAGCUAAGUUGUUUAGUGAUUCAAGGCAUUUAUAUUGGAAUUCUCAAGUAUUUGAAAAACCACCAGCUAUUAUGUGUAACAAACUCAAACGUCUUGAAAUUUCCUUUAAUGACAAACACUCUAUAAUUUCUCAAAAGACUGUUUAUAAAUUCAUUGAUAAAUGUUCUAAGCUUCAAUACUUAGGUUGCUUAAAUACAUGGAGUCUUGAUAAAAACUUUGUUGAUAUGAUAAAAUUAUAUGUUAAAAAGAAUAAUUACGACCUUAAUAUUAACUAAGGAAAAUAUUGUUGAUGACAAGCUAAUAAGACUGAUAUUAGAUCUUUAAUUUCCUUUUAUUUUACUACUCUUGUUGUCAUAGUAAAGUAUAUUUUUAGAUAUGUUGUUGUUCCAGGUUUUAAAUUAAUAUUAUAUGUAUAUUAUGGUGAUUCAAUUAAUAGGAUUACCAACUUCAGUAAUUUUUAUUAAUUAAGUGUAUAAUUUAAACCAUUAAAAAAAAUAUAUAUAUAUAUAUAAAUAUAUCAAACAUUUUUUUAAUUUACCUCUAAAUAUCAUAUUAAUUAUAUCAAUGUUUAGAUAAAAAUUCAUGUGAUGAAUAUUUAUUAGUUGAAUGACCAUAAUACUAUAGGUUAAGUACAUUACUGUGAUGUUAUAAAUUUAUUAGUUAAUAUUAAAUUCUGUAUUUUAUAAAGAUGUAACAAUUUAUAAAAUAUAAUAAAAUAAAUACAUUUUGUAAUUAACAAUAAUAUAUGAAUUAAAAUAACAAUUAUUAUUA
Messenger RNA from Daktulosphaira vitifoliae (grape phylloxera), 2457 nucleotides. RefSeq lists its product as uncharacterized. The transcript has 10 exons. Bases 258 to 1961 code for a protein of 567 amino acids. Gene Ontology annotation, cellular component: SCF ubiquitin ligase complex. Gene Ontology annotation, biological process: SCF-dependent proteasomal ubiquitin-dependent protein catabolic process. The record is from RefSeq and is a predicted model, not a curated record. Lineage: Eukaryota; Metazoa; Arthropoda; Insecta; Hemiptera; Phylloxeridae.